Molecule: messenger RNA, 9415 nt
Organism: Lytechinus pictus (painted urchin)
Lineage: Eukaryota; Metazoa; Echinodermata; Echinoidea; Temnopleuroida; Toxopneustidae
Exons: 15
Coding region: 250-3111 (953 amino acids)
Biological process (GO): regulation of transcription by RNA polymerase II
Cellular component (GO): RNA polymerase II transcription regulator complex
Molecular function (GO): DNA-binding transcription factor activity, RNA polymerase II-specific; RNA polymerase II cis-regulatory region sequence-specific DNA binding
Source: RefSeq, a predicted model, not a curated record
ACAGUUUAUUGUAUUGAACGAGUGGCUCAGUGGAGGUAAUAGUGGAGCAGCGAAAAAGAGGCGGGCUACGUUUGUGUUCAUUAUGCCGCGCCAAAAUUGAACCGAAAAUCGUAGCGUUAAUUUGCUCGCGAUCGCUCAAUCGCGGAUAUCGAACUUUACAUCGCCCCGACGAGUGCACCAGGAGAAAAGAGAGAUAUAAAUGCCUUAAAAUAACAGAAGUCAAAUACAGUUCUGGUGAUUAAUUAAGUCAUGGCCGAGUUAGCUUCCAGUAUGGCAGGCAUGCUGUUACCCAAUCACUUUCAGCCGCUGGACCACGAUAGCGAGAGUGAUAAUGAAUCCAUUGAGUAUGGCAGCAGUGUGCAGAUCCCUUUCUCAUCCAUGUCGGAGACCAGCGACACAAGCUCUAGACCGGAGAUCAAGUCAAGUAGUCCUAAUGUCACUGUGGAAUACCUUCCACACUUGGAUCUCAAAGACAGGACAGAAGAUAGCUGGAGUCGAAUGGAUUCCUCAAAUCUUACAAACGACUCAGGCUUCACCCCAAAUUCUUCAGGAUUCAGUGCAGACCUCAGCUCCAGUGGUGGGUUCUCUUCAUCCUGUGACCUUAGUUUCAACUCAAAGAACUCUUCCUUAAAUUGCAGGGAGUCUUUCAGAACUCAGCAGCUUGGCACUUUUAGCUUUAAUGAGCAGGCGGGGUCUGGGCAACCUGUCACCCCAACAAAAUUGGCAGAUACCAAUGAGGUUCUGAAUGAUGACCCCUUGACCCCGACGGCAAACCUCAAGAUGCUGUUGAGUGCAAUGAGUCCUGAAAUUAGAAACAUGGAGAACAAGAAGAAGAAAGCGAGGUUAUUUGACGCAAUGGUAGAAGCAGCAUCGCAAGGAACAAUAUUGCCUAGUGCCCAAGGAACAAUGUCUUGUACAGACCUCGGAACAGAGUCUUCAAGCCCCCUUGAAGCAAUGUCUACAAGCACUCUAGGAACAGUAUCACCUUGUAACCAAGAGGCAGUGAUGACCUCCAUAGAAGACGUGUCCAUUCUUAACACCUCAUCGGGUCAUGAUUCAUCGUUCCUCUUAUCACCUACGGAUGAACACGGAACAGAUGAAGGAGAGAAAAACAACAGGAAAUCCAAGUCCCUUGGAUUACUUUGUCAAAAAUUCUUGACCAAAUAUCCAGACUACCCUCCAGAUGGCAAAGCCAUGGAUAUCUCAUUAGACCAGAUCUCAAAAGAUUUGAAUGUUGAGAGGCGGAGGAUCUAUGACAUUGUGAACGUCCUUGAGAGCGUUGAGAUGGUAAGCCGGAGAGCGAAGAACCGUUACCUGUGGCACGGGAGGACGCAUCUCGACCAAACACUAGCAAAACUAAAGUGUCUUGGACAGAGACAGAAGUUUGCUGAGCAGCUGGCACUUCUUCACAGUAGGUUAGAAGACGGGAGUCUCUCGAUGGACGACACCAAAUCACCGGUAUACGGACCGGACAGGAUGACGAUGAGUGACGUUGCUAAGCAACCCCUCCAGGAUAUCGGCAAUCUCCUGAAAUCCCCGGUUGAGACGGAGAUGAGGAAAGACGGGAGAGAGCACUGGGAAGAUGACACAAAGAGAGACAAGACAUUAGGAGUGAUGAGUCAGAAGUUCAUCAUGCUUUUCCUCGUCUGUAAGGAUCGGAUCAUCUCUUUGGAUGUAGCUGCCAGGAUUCUAAAAGGAGAUCAGAAUUAUCAGAUUGGAGAAAAUGCAAAGUUCAAGACUAAAGUAAGGAGACUGUAUGAUAUUGCCAACAUCUUGACGAGUCUGAAACUGAUUGAUAAAAUCCACUUAUCGGAGGGAAGGAGUCGCAAGCCAGCGUUCAGGUGGAUAGGGCCGGAUCCUGAUACAAGUCACGUCGACUGGAGUGAACUUCCAACAGGCAAAAAACCAACACAGAAGCAUUCCUACUUUCCUCUACCACCUGUGAAUUCAUCCUCCUGGUCGUCUAAUCCAACCCACAAACAAACCCCCGCAAUGGUCAAACUGCCGCUCGGGAAGACGACGCCUCUCAAGUCCCGCAUCAUCUGGAGCCGGAACGCAUCGUUCAGCGCGAUGUGCGAGGUUGCAGAGCAGGAGCAUCGCAAGUGUUCCUCGGCGCCGAACAGUCCCGUCAAGGAUGAGGAGGUCGACAAGGAGAACAGCUCAGCGUCGACGUUGAAUAAUGGCAGCAAAAAAGAAGAGGAGUUUAUUCAGGAGUUCCAGGCACUGCAAAACAAGUACCCCGCCUGCGUGUCCAGACUGUUCUGUGGCUCCACCGUGACCUCAUCCGACCCUUCACCUCUGAACUCUGACGCAGCACCGUUGACCCCGGAGUCGUUCCAUCGUCGGCUAAGCCCCAGAGAUGGCUCUCAGGUCACCACAGUGAGGAUAGCCAGCCCCAGAAGUCAGGGAGACGGGGAGUGUACGAGUGCCUCCAAGACAAAGUCGCAGAAAUUGGUCUAUGUGCAGAGGUUUGUCCCAUUGUUGAACGCCAACACCAUGGCAGCCGUUCAGGCAAGCUCCACCCAUCAGACGAAUGCCGGUAACCCCACCAUCACCACCGGGAACCGAACCAUCGUCACGCCAAACAGCAACAGCCCCCUCGUGAGUGGGCCCCACCCUGCCGUCAUAUCCCCGACUCCCGGAUCGGUCAUCCACCUGCUUCCGAUGAGACAGGAUAAUUGGGUGAAGCUUCCCAGCGCCAGCGAGGUGGUCUCUAAGAGUGCAAUUGGCAACGGCCAGCAUUCCACCACAAAUUCUGUAGCAUCCCCGGAGGCUGCAGAAACUCAGGUCAAGUGUCCAGUGACGUCCAGUUCCAACCAGGUGGUGACCAUCAUACGACGCAGCAAACGAGCGGUCAAGCUCGCACUGGACAAGGAGUUUGAAUAUCACCCGCUCAUUAAGAAGGUCAAGUCUGGAGCUACUGGAACGACUAUUCAGAACCCACCGACCAAGGCUACCAUCUCCGAACCCACCAAGAAUUCUACCGUGAUCAUCACGCACCCCUCCCAUCCAGUCUGCAUCCCUGAGGGGCCCCACCCCCAGGCACACACCCCAGUGUCCCACCCACAAAAGAAGGCAGGCCAAGAGGAGACAGGAAACACCGUUUGUUAGGAAUGACACCAAGCUGAGAAGAGCUGCCCUGAAGCAUGUGAAAAGACGUCUUACAAUAGACCUUGAUAAAGAACCCUCGGAAACAGCAAAAGCCUCAACAGUGAAAGGUGCUACUCCAAAGUAUUCAAGCAAGAAAAUGCCUCGGUGCCAUUCCCUGUCUGAACUUGAUAAAAGAAAAGUUAUUACUUCUCCAGUUAAUGGACUGAUUGUUCCCUACCUUGAGACAAAUGGUGCGCUUCAUGGAAAAGAGAGGGCAGGCAGUAGGUCUUCUGUGGAUGAAGCACGAACAGGAGCCAGAACCCCUAGAGGACACAACUACAGCACAAACAGUGUGAAAAUGAAAUUCGGAGGAAAGUUCGGAAGCCUGAAGAAAAAUGUUGACGAUGCUAGGCUCGACAAUCUUCGGGGUUCAAAGACAUCCGAAAAUCUGGUUAAAGGCACUUAUCAUACCGAGAGAUCAUCAGGUGGAAUUGGACCCAAAUCUGAAGGAUCUGCAACUGAUGCUCAAGGAAUAAGGAAGGUGUUUGAAAAGGCAGAGAGUAAACUUCCUGAGAUGGAUGGGAAAGUGAAUUUAGAGGAUUGCUGGCUGUCUGCUAGUUUUCCUCCUCCGUCUUUAUCAGGAUUCUCCACCUUCUUACAAGGAUGCACCAACAGAGGCACUCCUCGUCCAGGAUCCAGUCGACCAAGCUCUGAGGUCAGUAUUGGUGAGCUUGACCGAUGGUUGUUUCCAGGGGACAAUGCAUCCCCAUCGCUCACAGGUGGUCAACCAGUGAAGAAAGUGAGCACCCCUUGGGUGUUGUCACCUACCUCAACAUACUCAUCCCCUCCAAAACUGACAACUCAAGCCAGUCCAGCUGGUCAUGGUGUUGCUCUGGCUUCCCCAAGGCCAUUACUUCCACAGGCAAAUCAUCUGCACUUGUCGCCGCAUCAUCCGCUUGCAGAUGCCAGCUCAGGAAUGGGCCCUGAGCCGCUUUUCACUAGCACACCAAAGUCGCCAAAGCCUUCUGCUCCCUCAAUCAGGUAUUUUGGUUCAGACGUUUCGAGUAACCAAAGUGUAGCAGGAUCUGUUAGUUAUUCUGGAGAUGAUACAAUUCCCUACCAAACUAUCCACUGUCUUCAAGACCAGGGUGAAGAUCUCGGCAAAUUGAAACCUUUGGAAGGGAUUCCGUUGGAGCAACACAGCGCUCAUGCAACAAAGUCACAAAACACUUUUCGAAACCAAUCUGAAGUUGAAGUGGAACAAGUUUAUCCAAAGGAAAAACCAAGAGAUAAACGCAGUCCAUCACCAGAUCCUCAAGAUGAACCUAUGCCUGUAAAGCCUUCCAGUAGUUCCCAGACUUCUACACUGCCUCCAUAUCUGAUGCGUUCAAAAGCCUUAGCAGCAGCUCAAGUGCCAGAAAAAGCCUGUCCGCAUUCUGAUCCUGUUGUACGUCCAGUGGACAGCUGUAGUUCCAGUCAUGGCUUGGUUAACACAGGACAGGUAAGCCAUCCAUCAAUUGAACGACUUUCUAAUCAGCAGAGUGGCCAUUUGCGCAAAGACAGCCCUGUGAAUCAUUCUGCAUCUAUUUGCCACAUGCCCAGUAUGCACCAACUUCAGACUAUUUCGUCUAGAAGAGUGAUCAAGGCUCUACCAAAACCACCCUUGUCUCUUCAGAGUCUACCGAGGUCUCCCGACAGUGUCCCCGUUGUCAGGUCAGGACUUGAUGCAGGGUCAUCGCAUCUCAGACGGCCGCCUCCAGGAUACCAGAUGCAGCAGAGGGUACCUCAGUCACAGUUCAGAUGCACACUCAAUGGCACACCUUACACUAUACAUGUGAGACCCUACAAAGGUAGCCAUGUUUCUUCAAGGACACCAAGUGCAGGUUGCAUUCGUUUUCCAGAGAGAUAUCCUACAACCCAAGUGAACACGAGGGAAAGGUGUCAUCAGGAGGCUGUGCCACUGAUGAGAAGUCCUCUAAAUGCGCUGUAUCCCCUGCAAGCGGCUCCUGGACCUUCUCCAGGAUGUACACCAAGGUUCACCACUCAAUUUAAUCCCACUCCUGCCACCAAAACUCUACUACCCCUUGGCAGUUGCCCACCAACCAGUCAUGUCAGUGGUAUGAUUGCACAAGAAGCGUGCCGUAGUUCUGUUCCAGGGGUAACUUGUGCCCCGCCUCUGCAUCGCCCUUGGACUGUUACAAACCAGGCUGCGAGAGGUCCAUCUGUCAGUACUGCUUCUGUCCCUCAUACAGGUCUGAAUGCUGCAGUAGCUUCAUCGAUUCAGGCUAGUGGUAGUACUCAGAUAUGAUAUGGUUAAUACUGGAUAUGUUGACUUUUCAGUACUUUAAUAAUUGGUCAGGUCAAAGUAAUUCUCAAUUUAGAGACCCUUUUCAUUUAAGAAUUCAUGAUUAUCGUAACUUUGCCAUCCUAUAGAGUUACACGGCUUUCAUGAUUAAUGUCCAGAUUAUUCAAUCUUACAAUAGUCAUUAUUCUCUAUUCAUUUCCAUACUUGUUGGAAUGUGGAUAUACUAUCCGUCAAAAUAUUAGAUGGUAGCAAACUGGAUGAAAAGUUGCCAUGCCAUAGCAGAGAUUUCUGUGGUCCCAAAAUAUUUUUCUUGAUCAGAGUAUAUCAUUACUAAUAAACCAUGUAAACAAAUCUUAUCUCAACGCUGUGUAAAUAUAUAAGCAAUGGAACAUUAUAUUUCAUGUAAUAUUUGGUUCAAUUUGAAACCUCAUUUCAUGUUACUUCCUUUCAAAGAUUGAAAGAAUAAUACUAUUAUAUAUUUGCCACAAGUGCCUUAAUUCAUAUCCGUUUUCUAUGCAAAGAGCAAGCUGUUUUUAUAUUUCAAUCUCUACUCAAUGAUGGAAAGGGUAUUACAGGGGGUAUAGCAUAUAGAGAUACGCUUCAUGUUACGAUUGAUCAUAACUUUUUGUACAUGGUUUGCAGUAGACUUACAAUCAAACUUAAUUGUAAAAUAGAUUGCAUGUUUUUACAUGUAUGUCACAGGGCCCGGAACUGACUGUAUGCUUUCAAAGUCAUGAAUAUGGGUUUAUAUUUUUCUGUUGAUUUUAUAUGAUUUAUUACCUUGAAUACAAGGAAAAUAUCCAGUAUUGAUUUGAUAGCAUGUUCAUUUGUAUAUUCCUAUUGUUAUACAUGUAUUUGUAAGAAUGACCCUCCAUACAGGGGCAGAUGCAAGAUUUUCCAAAGGGGGGGGGGGCACAUUUUUCCCAGGAAAAAUUUGACAAGCAAAAAAAAUAAAUAAAGAUGUUUUCAACCAAAAAGUGAUGAUAUUUUGUCCCCGCUAAAAUUUGACAAGCCCCCAAAAAAGGGUCUUCGCUUUCAAAGUUUUAAUGGCAUUUGUACAUUACAUAUUUUAAUUUUGCUUCUCCCCCCCCCCCCCCCCUUGGAUCCGCCGAAGUAUAUUUGCCAAAGUUAGAGUAUUAUACAUGUAUAGACCUGGGUCUCGUUACACAAAAGUUAGAACUUAAUUGUACGCUUGAUUUCCAUGAUAGAUCGUACAUUGUAGUCAAUGCAAUCAUUCAUUAAACAUUUGUCUGCGAUCAUUGCUAGGCUUUGUGUUGCGGGCUCCAGAUUGUACAAAGCAUGUUACGUACAUCUUCUACAUCGAUUUUCUCAGAAGUUGAACAGGGGCCCGUCUUACAAAUAGUUGCGAUUGAUCCGAUUAAUCGUAACUAUGGAAAGCCAGCAAAGUCAAUAUAUAAAAUACAUGCUUGUUAAAAAAAAUUCUAGAUUUCUUGACAAUUUGGUGUGUUCUCCUUUGUUUAAAAAGGACAUUUGCAAAUUUCCUGUAGAAAAAAUAAUGACACUGAUGGAUUUCCAUAGAGUUACGAUUGAUUGGAUCGAUCGCAACUCUUUGUAAGACGGGGCCCUGAUUUCCUAGGUUCCAUUAGAUAUGAAUCAGGUGAAGUGAACUGUGCUUUAAUUCAUAUCUUGUAAAAUAAUGUCACUAAUAAUAUCUUUUAGUUUAUGUUGUCCUUCUAAUACCAUCAUUGAACUUGAAGUCACCUACUACCUCUCCGGAUCUCCCGCUGGGCAAUUCCAUAAAUUAUGUACGUCCGACCCUCUUAAUGUGGGACCUUCAUGAAAUUUUCUGUCUCUGAUAUUUUGUUCUUAUGACAGUGUAAUGUUCUUAAAGGACCAUGACUUGGGCAGUUUAUGAAGUGAAGUAAAAUUUGAUAAAAAUGGGGGUCAGACGUUAAAAAGGUUGAUCAUUUUAUGGAAUUGCCCAGCUGUAAAAUCAAGUAAAUCUUGAUAAUUGAAUUUCCUUUUUAUUUGUCUUUUUAUGAUAACUUGAUGUUAUAUUUUAUCACAGCAUUACUUGUUGAAUACAUUCCAUGCAUAUUUAUUGAUUGUAUGAGUAAGACAUUAGAACACUGUUAUAGAAGCUGCAUCGGAAUUGACGUCAUUCCACACUAAAGCUGCUAUAGCCUAUAAUCAAGGCGGAGUCUGCAGUUAGUGUUUUUGUCUGAUGUGGCGAAGACUAGCUAAUGCUGCUUCCAUAUUGGAUGUUCUGUUAUGUAGAUGAAUAUCUUUUAUCAAGUUGAGAAAAAAAUCUGAUUUUGCUCCUCAAAUCGGCAACAAUCAUUAAUUUUCUAUUUAUAUGAAUACUUUUCAAUAUGAAUAACUUAUAAAUCAAUGAUAUUAGCCAUUGUUUUUUAUUUUUAAUGGAAAGUUGCCAAUUAGCAUUUUUAAACAGUGAUUUUUGUUGUUUUCAUUGUAUUGCCAAUUUAGAGUUUUUACUGAUUAGCUUCAGUUAAAAUCCAAUGUUGAUUGUUCUGAGAAAAUGGUGAAAAGUCCAGAAAUUAUUUUUGUGAAAUUAAGAACAAAAUUUAAGAAAUCUGAAGAAAAAAAAUUAUAGUUAUAAUGACUUCAAUUUUACCACUGUAAUAUGGCAAUUUUUGCUUGAUGCUGAUGUUUUUAAACUAUAUCAUUUAAAAAAAAUAAAAAAUCAGCUUUCUAAAUAAAUAAAGUAGUUUAGCAAGUAGUCUUCUUAUUUCAUUCCAACUAUCUAGCCAUAGUGUACAGUGUACAACGUCAGGACAAAAGAGUUUUUGUCAUUUCAAUUCAAUACAUCCAUGUUCAUUUACUAAUCUUAACAUUUUAAAUGCUGAGUUUUUCUAUUUUUUUUUUUUUUUUUUUUUUAUGAAAACUGUAGUGCCUCUGAUCUUUAAGAUUCCAUCUAAUUUAAUCAGACAAUACACAAUCAUGUGUUGAUUUCGACAAUUUUUUGUAAACAGAGACAAGCAUUUGUAUCUGUAGUUUCCAUCUUUCUGAUACUAUAUUUUUCAAGCUGCAUUUCAUGAUUUAAAUUUGUUAUUUUUACCUUUUUUUAUAUUCAUUGUAUCGGUAUUAUUUUACCAGUUGUAGAUAUUGAAGUCUGGGAAAAGUAAUUUUAAUUGUUUACUCUCUCACAGAAGUAUUUCUUGAUAAAUUAAUAUAUUUCUUUUUUAAUGAGCUAGUUUCAUCAUGUAGUUGAUUUUAGUUGGACUUCAUCUUCAUAGAUAUAUUCAUUUGUAAGUAUUUAGUUCAGUUAUAUUCUGUUUAUAUUAAGCAUAUUCCAUCUCUUUUUAUUUAGGAUAAAUAGAAGAUACCUGGUGGGCAUUUCAUAAUGAUGUUCGUAAGUUAAUAAGAACUUUAAGAACGACUGGUGAACCUUUCUUGCUAAUACCUUGGUCACAUUUGAUUCAAACCACCUAUAUGUAGUUGGACAAAAAAUGUUAAAACGGCUGUUUUCGACUCGCCGUACGGCCGCCGUAGAACAAAUGUGACCAUGGCAUAAAUAAUCACCAAUGAACAUAUAAUGGUGAAUAUCAUUUACCACAAGAUAGGAUCAGCAGUCGUUCUUAAUGUCACUCUUAACUUAUGAACAGCCCCCGGGUUGGGGUUUCAUAAUGCUGUUCGGAAGUUACGAAAUCUCUAAAAUUUGAAUCACAAAGUCUAUUCAUGGACUCCAUUUUCUAAGUUUUUACUUUAAAUUCAUUUAACACUUUUUGUGUACAUUUCAUCAUUUUAUUAUGAUAAUCUGCUUUUAUACCAAGCUUAAAUAGAGCUCUCUGUAUGUAAAUUAUGUAUAAUUAACGGCUCUACAAAUGUAUGUAACUACAAUAUGUAAAAUGUGUACAUAUGUGGUUACAUUUGGACUUCAAUUCUGUGCUUCCUUCAUGUGAACAAUAUGUGUAAUUCUCUUAUGCCUUCCGCAUGUUUUGAUGUAUAAAUCUAAUUUUCUAUGAAGGGCAAGUACUGUGUUGUAGAUAUAUAUAUUGUACAGGUGAAAUAAAGAUGUGUUUUGCCAAGUUACCUAAA